AAGGGGCGACCCCCGCAGCCCCAGCGCCGCCGGGCCGCGCACAGCCCCUACCGCACCGCACCGCACCGCGCCGCGCCGCGCCCUGCCGCUCCGCGCCGCACCUCGGCCGCCCCGGCCCCGGCCCCGGCCCCGGCCCCGGCCCCGGCCCCGUCCCCGCCUCCGACGCCGCUACAAAAGCGACCGCCGUCCCCCGCCGCGGAGCCUCCGCGGGGAGCGGGAGCCGGAGCCUGGCCGGGUCCCCGCGCAUGGCGGGGGGGGGCCGCCCCGGACAUGCCCCUCUCCCCGCCGCCGCUCGGCUUCGCUCUCCUCCUCCUCCUGCUGCUGCUGCUGGCGGCCGCGGGAAGGUCCCUCCCGGUGAGGCGGAGUUCAGAUGGGUCCCUCUCUGGGGUUAUGCAGAAGUGGAAGGAGUAUCAGCUCCAAUGUCUGAAAUACCUGUAUGAGGCACCCCCCAUUACGGCAGAAGGCAAGUUCUGCAAUAGAACAUUUGACAAUUAUGCCUGCUGGCCAGACGGACUGCCCGGCACCUAUGUGAAUGUCAGCUGUCCCUGGUAUCUCCCCUGGGCUAACGCAGUGCUGCAUGGGCAGGCGUACCGAUUUUGCACCCUGGAGGGGACGUGGCUGCUGAAUGAGAAUUCAACCCUGCCCUGGAGGAACCUGUCUGAGUGCGAGGCCUCCGACCAGGAUGCACCAGAAGAACAGCUCCUGAAUUUGUCCAUCAUAUACACCAUUGGAUAUGCUCUUUCCUUCUCUGCCCUUGUAAUAGCAACUGCCAUUCUUCUUGGAUUCAGGCAUCUGCAUUGCACAAGGAAUUAUAUUCACCUGAACCUCUUCACCUCUUUCAUCCUCCGCGCUAUAUCUGUCUUCAUUAAAGACUCAGUGGUGAAGUGGAUGUACAGCACAGCCACACAAGAACACCAGUGGGAAGGACUUAUCUCCUUCCAGGAAUCACUCAGCUGCCGUUUGGUCUUUGUGAUGAUGCAGUACUGUGUGGCUGCGAACUACUACUGGUUGCUGGUGGAAGGCAUGUACCUGUACACACUGCUGGUACUUUCAGUCUUUUCUGAGCAGAGAAUUUUUCGGCUUUAUCUCUGCAUUGGCUGGGGUGUGCCAAUGCUGUUUGUUAUCCUCUGGGGAACUGUCAAGUACCUUUAUGAAGAUGAGGGUUGCUGGACCAGAAACUAUAACAUGAAUUACUGGUUGAUCAUCAGACUGCCCAUUCUCAUCGCUAUUGGGGUAAAUUUCCUGAUCUUUAUCAGAGUUAUAUGCAUCAUAAUCUCCAAACUACAGGCUAACUUGAUGUGCAAAACUGACAUAAAAUGCAGGCUGGCCAAAUCUACGCUGACUCUAAUCCCACUGCUGGGGACCCAUGAGGUCAUCUUUGCCUUUAUUACCGAUGAACAUGCCAGAGGGAUGCUGCGCUUUGUGAAGCUUUUUACUGAACUCUCCUUUGCUUCUUUCCAGGGGCUGAUGGUUGCAAUUCUCUACUGUUUCAUCAAUAAUGAGGUUCAGAUGGAGUUUCGGAAAAGCUGGGAGCGCUGGAGACUGGAACAUUUGUAUGUCCAGAGAGACAGCAGUAUGAAACCUCUGAAGUGUCCGGCCAACAGCAUCAGUAGCGGAGGCACAGUAGGCAGUAGUGUCUAUGCUGCCACUUGUCAGGCCACAUUCAGCUAAGAUUUCUGCAGGUGAAUCAGACUGAGAACAACGAACUGUAUAAUAUACCUGAAAACCCUUACAUACCCAAGCAAGUGGCUUAAGUAUUCCAUCUCCAGCAAGAAACUUAGGCAUAUGCUCAUUGCCUGCAGGCUGUUGGACAAAGGUUUCUAGGGAAAGCAAUCCACUAACGUAAUCAACAUAUCAGUGGAAAAAUUGAUCAUGUCUAAAGUAAGUUAAAAGAGUUUCUUCCUAUUUGCACACAAGGCCUCCAGGUGUCCAAAACUAAAGUAUUGCAUUGAUCCAGUCUGAAACUACAGGGUCAAUGGCUUAUUACUGCUGAGUGGGCGAGCUGAGUGAUCGACUGAUUAAAUUACAAGGAUGAAGAUGAUGAUUAUUGCCAAAAAAUACAUUUAGACUUUUAUGGGGAUGGGGGAAGGUGCUAUCACAAGUUUUAGAAAAAAAGUUAGUGGGACACAACUUGUGUUUUAGGGAAGAAUCAGUUUGGUGGUAAGAGUUUCGCAAAGCUGAAGUUGAAAAUAUGCUUACCUGUUUUCUGGAUAGGUGAAAAAUAGCAUCCUGAAGAUCUAUCAGUACAGCAGAUAGUGUGGUGUAUGCUUCUGAAUGCUCUUUUUAAGCUUCACUUGUGCGGGGCAGGGUGGGGGAACCAAACCAAACCCAAACAACCAAAGCCAGUAUCUGGUAGGGGCCUCUUCUGCUGUUAAUAGGUGCAUGUUACCUCUGUGGACACGGAUGGAAAUAUCUCCUGAAUGCACAGCCCUUCCGUUUUAUACAGUACCCUGCCUCUCCAGUUGGCACACAGGUGUUAACAGGGACAGGAUAAUGACUUAUGUGUCAAGAGGACACUUUUUUCUAAGCUAUACUCUGCUUCUUGUGGGUGCAAACAUGCACUAGUCAGCUUGUGGCCACUGCUGGUCUCACCAGGCUUCCCCUGUUUGGAGAAGAUUGGGUAGGUCACAGUGUGGGCUCACUUUUGUUUCGCCUCCAGCCUUGUCCAUUUUCUCCAGCCCAGAGCAUCCCCCAAGUGGGGCUGCACUCGGGGUGGUGGGAAGGCAGCGGCCCAGCCAGGCAGCUGGAGGCUGCGGCUUCAGCACGCCGGACAGCUCCCGGGGCUGGCUGCCUUCCUCCUCCUCCUCCUCCUCCACAGCCUGCCUGCCAUCAGCAGGAUUCAAAAAUUUCUGCCCCCCCCCAACUCAACGGGCUUUUUUGUCUGUCUGCUCAAAAUUACGAGGGCUCUUGCAGUGAAUGCAUCUACACUGCUAAUUAUCUGUUACCCUCCCUGAUGUUUGAGUUGUGGGGGGGAGGGGGUGAGAAACAGAGGUACCUUUACUAGCGGGAUGUGAUCCAUUGCAUCACUUAAUUAAAAGCUUUUCAUUAUCUUUACUCAGCUUAGAUAUUCGGGGUCCAUUUACAACAGAGGCACGGUGCCAAAGACUAGCUCUAGGAAUAUCCCUGUCCAUAGCUGCCUUGUAAUAAAUAACUUCUGUGGUGUAGCAGUUAGACUGAGUACAGCAGAGAUUUUUAAAAAAAAAAAACCAAACCGCUAAUCAAGUCUCUCUCUGCACUUGUGUUCACAUCACCUAUUGCCAAGAAAGUGGACUGGAUAUUCUGGGAUGUAAUUCAGCAUCUUUCCUGCCUGAAGCUAGAUUGCUUUGCAUGGGAUUAUUUAAUCAUCAUAUUAGAAUCCAAAUUGCCAACAGGGUGGAUUAGUUUUGCUGUCAUCAGGUUAGAAUUGACUCGGAGAGGAUGGGUAUCCUUCUGCUGUAAUGCCUGUAACUGAGCUCCAGGGGGAGUCAGACUCCACCAGAGUUCUCAGGAUGGUUUACGGACAUUGAGCUGGCUUCUAUGUGGGCCGUUUCCAGGCCAUCCCUUCCUAACAUGGGUUGCAGAGCUGACCUUGGAAUGAAGCACCUCAGGUUCUUCUGUAAAUUUAAUAACUAGCUUCUAUGUUGUGUGACCAUCAGUAGAAUACCCAACUACUGCGUGUGUAUGUUAACUGCUGUCCUGCAAUUUAAUUAUUUAGCUUCCUGUACGUGGAGAGUAUGCUUGAUGUUUCUAUUUAACAUCUACCCUUAAGUGCUUUGAAUAGGAAAAGACUGAUGAAGUUAGUCACUGGUGGGUGAAAAGGCAGCAUGAUGACCGAUGAAAUUUACAGCUGUAUGAUAAUGCACACUGGAGGGAAUAAUUUUGCUCAUGAAUAAUCAAGAGUAGGUGCCAGUUUUCCAGGGCCCUACUUAGUUGUGUGCAAACCUGGACAAAAAGGUUUCUGCUAUUUGUGCAGCUUUUAGCGAGAUGAUAGUUUUGCUGCAAAUAGGAAGUUACAGGAGUGUCUUAACUCAUUAUUAUGCUGGAGAAAGUAUACGUAACAAAUGAAAGAGGAGAGACAUAGGAAUAGACAGUAUUUUUACAUGUGUGGUAAUAAACCUGUACUUAGCUGCUGUCACAGGAUUCUUUCAACAGUUUGACGUGCUUUUGAGUUACUAGGCUUUUUGCCCGAGUCGCUUACGUGAGGGCUUUGAGCCCAUGAGAACAGCUCCAACAUCAGAUGUCAAACUUACCUUUAUAACUUCUGCCUUGUUAGAAUCCAAGAGAAAACCAAGAUGACGUGAGAUCUUAGCCAAGCAGAGGGCUGUGGUGCAAUUUUUUUCCUCUCUGAUUAAGCUCUCACUUCUUCAAAUCGUUUUAAAUCCCCUUUAAGUACUGAGGGAAUAACUCAGUGAAAGUAGUGGCCACCAAAGCGGAAUUACAGUAAUUGUGUAUUUUGAGAAAUACUUUCAGCAAGGCCUAAACACCAAUUUCUCCAUCACUUUUAUCUACUUCAGUAAAACCUUUAGAAGCCCUUGUUGUUAUUCAUACCAUCUCUUUUUCAGAACUUAUAAUGUGCAUUUGAGUAGCAUGAAAUAAGUAAAGCAACACAAAGCGCUGGAACAGAUGAACUGUAUGAAUUUUUAUUUCUCGUGCCUUUCAGCUUCAUGCUCACUUAAGGUGGUAACUUGUUUCAUGAAGCAUUAAAUAGGAGAGUAUAAAUUCACCUGGACAUAAUGUAAUUAGAGUUCAUAGCAAAUGAAAACUUUAUUUCCAGCAUUGCUGCUAAAGUUUUAUGAUUUCAUGGAUGUUACCUUAUAUUUAAUAUUUAUUUGCAUGUAUUUCCUUGUUUUAAAAAACACCAACAGAAUCUAACUGUACAAGAGACUAGAUUAUCAACUCCCCAUAAACAU
Phalacrocorax carbo (great cormorant) is the source of this 4889-nucleotide messenger RNA. NCBI's taxonomy places the organism in Eukaryota, Metazoa, Chordata, Aves, Suliformes, Phalacrocoracidae. The record is from RefSeq and is a predicted model, not a curated record.